AUGAAGAUUGCUUUCCCACGAUUAAAUUUUCAUGAAAAUUUGACAAAAGAUGUAACUCAUGUAGAACUAGCAAACGCCAAAACGCGAAGUCUCUCCCGCGUACCGUUUCCGAGAUAUUAUGAGGUUCCCAGUAAUUCCAUCAUAAUGAUGCAACUAGAGCCUGAAGUUUUGUUCUUAUGUGAAAGAGAAUUUAAAAAUGCGGGAAAUGCUAGAAGCCGAUUUUUUGAUUUUAAAAUUUUGAGAAGACUUUUAUAUGAUCUUAAUAUUGAAGGUCGAAAAACUUGCAUUGCUGGUAGGUCGCGAAUCAAUAAUAUGGCUAUGGAGCCAAUAACAACACAACCGAUACCGCCUGAAAAUAUCUUUCAUUACUUACCUGGAGAACAACCUGUAAGACCGUAUGAAGUAAAAGUUGGUGGGCUUUGUGGGUGUUGUUGUCAAGAUACAGUUACUGUUACAUUAACAAAUAUGCGUUUGUUAAAACGAUAUGCUGUUUAUAAAUGCUGUGGGGGUUGUAAAUGCUGUGGACAAGCCGCAAGAUUAGAUACUAUGAUAUUUCUCAAAGAUAUUGACUAUAUUCGACAAUACAAUCCAGAAACAGAGUGUACGUGUUUUGGAUUCCUUCGUCUAUUGGCUUUUAUUGUAUGCACAGCCGGUUUGGGGCUGCUUUGUUUGUGUUGUCGACGUCGUGUACAAGCCAUUGAAGCGAAAGGUGCAUUCGGAGCAGAAACAUUUCAAUUGGA
Didymodactylos carnosus is the source of this 740-nucleotide messenger RNA. Lineage: Eukaryota; Metazoa; Rotifera; Eurotatoria; Philodinida; Philodinidae. The record is from the annotation of a GenBank genome assembly.